GAGGCCUCCAAGAGCACUCCCAAGAAGGCCCCCCGAGGCAAUCCGUAGCCAUUUUGGCUCAAGCAGCAGCCGCGGUUCAAGGUCCGGCUGGCCAGGCCACCUCGGGUAAAGCGGCAACGCGGGCUGCGCGUUUGGCCAAGCUGAGCAGGCGGGCCAGGUCGCAGGCCGCGGCUGGGCAUGGCUGAGGGCGCCGCCAGGAUGCCGCCCGCAUGCCGGACCGCGAGCGACAGCGACACGGACCAGACGGCCUCGGCCGCUGCGUCCGCGACGGGCGCGGCCCUGGGGUCCAGGCCCCUGACCUCCGUCCGGGCCACUGGCGACAGCAGCAGCGGCGACGAGGAGGACGCCGCCGCCAGCGCGCGGCGCCCCGUGCGGCCCUUGCCUGGCAAGGGCGCCCCGGCGGCAGCGGCGGGCGGCUGCCGGCGGCGGCCAGGGGCAAGGGCGACGGCCGAGCAGGCUUCCCCCGCCCCAGCGGUCGAACCGUUCGACCGCGGCGUCCACUUCCGGGCUGGAAUGCCUGCGACGCUGACCGCAGCCGCACUGGCGAAGCACGACGAGCAGAAGGACGGCUCGUCGGAGGCCAAGGGCGGCGGCCGCGGCGGGCUCGCGGCGGGGGAGCGCGCCGAAUGGGCGAAACGGAACCUCGAGUGGCUCGAGCGCACGAGUGGCAGGCUCGCCGACGUGCCCGCGCACACGCUGGAGCUGCUGUGGAGUCAGCAGAGGAUGCAGCGGCGGCGCGAGAGGCGCCCGUGCUCCCAUGCGCUGUCGGGCCGGUGGACGUCUGUUCUGUCGCUGGACGUGCCCUGCGGCGCGGGCCGCCAGUCGCGCAGCGACGCGGCGAUGAUCAGGCAGAGCCUGGAUUCGUGGCAGGGGCGCAAUGCCAGGCGUGAUGCGGCUGACGCGGCCCAGAAGCCGGCGGAGGUGCCUCGUUGUACUUAGGUAGUUCGUCGGGAACGAGGAGGGAGAGGGGACGAGAGUACACCUAAGAUGCAGGGAGGAGUUACAAGGAACCGGGGUUCACGAGCGAUGGAGCAGCAGCUUCCGCACGACUCGUUAGGGCCGGGUAUUGCUUUACCUUCUGCGGCGCCUCUUCCACUGUACAAGUUGGAUGGAGGAAGUGGUGGCAGUAUGUUUUUCCUGCCUUUCCUGCUGCUCGUUGCCAUCUUCGCUACCAUCGCCGUCAGUAUGGACAAGGUUACUUGAGUCGGUCCUGGGCGUCGAGAUUUUCGGCGCCUCUUCUUCUUCCGCGGCGACGAGCGGGGUUGGUGUGCGGUCCCCUCACUCACUAGUGAAAUUGACCUGGGAGACAGGAGUGGGACCCUGCAAAACGAUGCUGCUUCUAUCCGCCCCAUGAGGUGUGCGCUCACGCUUCGCGCCGUUGGUCUCAGAGGAUUUCUUAGCUGCUGUCUGCGCGAUGAGGUGUGCGCUCACGCUUCGCGCCACUGAUCUGCCUGGAAAGUUCGAUGGCAGGUCUUGGGCCAACAAUGCGCGAUCGCAGUGGCUGACCAGGCAACUGUGAGUCCUUCGCGCUCUGGCUUCUGCUCUGAAGCGCUUGUGCUCCAGGCAAGAUUUUUCCGUAGUCUCUGCAAUGGGAUGGGGCGCAGCUGAUUGGCAUGGUUGGUCGUUUCCCGUUCCCUCCCCGUCCUCCGAUGGUCGCUUCCUUCUUUAUGGUACUCCCGGACACCUGGUACUGCUUAUUUUUAAGAACCGAAUUAGCAGGCCGUGGUGCUGCUCGCCUCUACAGUUCUUCUCUUGAUCCAAGGUCGGUCGCAGCACCUGCCUCAGGAUUGCCCGCUCGUGGAGAAAAAAAAAGAAGGCCCC
Prorocentrum cordatum is the source of this 1821-nucleotide messenger RNA. The record is from the annotation of a GenBank genome assembly. NCBI's taxonomy places the organism in Eukaryota, Dinophyceae, Prorocentrales, Prorocentraceae.